This is a messenger RNA of Penicillium subrubescens, 168 nucleotides long. RefSeq names its product DUF5310 domain-containing protein. The record is from RefSeq and is a predicted model, not a curated record. Gene Ontology annotation, biological process: outer mitochondrial membrane organization. Bases 1 to 168 code for a protein of 55 amino acids. The transcript has 3 exons. NCBI's taxonomy places the organism in Eukaryota, Fungi, Ascomycota, Eurotiomycetes, Eurotiales, Aspergillaceae.
AUGGCUAAUCUUCCCAACUUGCGCCGCCUCUUUGUUGAGGCCCGAACGGAGGUCGAGGAGAAUGAGUACUCUCGAACAGCGUUCUACAACCUAGUCCUUUUUAUCUCCUCCGUCGCUGUGUUCAGUCUUGCCGCUCAGCGCAUGAGCGGUCACAAGGCCGCCCGAUGA